CGGUCAUGUUGUCUGGACGCAGUACAACGUGUGUUGUUGGCACUGCUGUGAAACCUGUACUUCGAUUUUUAAAAAACUGAGCAAUACAGACCAGAUGGGUUACCGUUAUUUCUGUUUGUCCAAUGGAAGUGACAGGACGCUGACUUGACUCCCGCUGAGGCUCAAGGAGAAAAUAUUUCUGACACGUUAAAGUUGCGUGCUCACCCGUAGCUCCGUCCUUCUUUCCCAGCGCAACUUUGAACUGUCUCAAGAGGAACCAACUUUUCCAGGUAAAAAUGUCUGUGAGCAAUCAUGAGAACCGGAAGUCGAGGUCAAGCUCGGGGUCGAUGAACAUCCAGCUGUUCCACAAGGCGUCCCACGCGGACAGCCUGCUCACGCAGCUGAACCUACUGCGCAAGCGGCGGGUCUUCACGGACGUGGUGCUGCAGGCGGGGCACCGGGCCUUCCCCUGCCACCGGGCCGUGCUGGCCUCCUGCAGCCGCUACUUCGAGGCCAUGUUCAGCGGCGGGCUGAAGGAGAGCCGCGACGCCGAGGUCAACUUCCACGACUCCCUUCACCCCGAGGUGCUGGAGCUCCUGCUGGACUACGCCUACUCCGCCCGCAUCAUCAUCAACGAGGAGAACGCCGAGUCCCUGCUGGAGGCCGGCGACAUGCUCCAGUUCCACGACAUCCGGGACGCGUCUGCCGAGUUCCUGGAGAAGAACCUGCACCCCUCCAACUGCCUGGGCAUGAUGCUUCUGUCGGACGCCCACCAGUGCGAGCGGCUCUACGAGCUCUCCUGGAGGAUGUGCCUGGCCAACUUCGCCUCCCUCUUUAAGACCGAGGACUUCCUCGGCCUGCCCAAGAACAAGGUCCAGGAGCUGAUCUUCAGCGAGGAGCUGGAGGUGGAGGAUGAGAGCCUGGUGUACGAGGCCGUCAUCGACUGGGUGAAGGCGGACGUGGAGCGGAGGAUGGUGGACCUCCCCGAGCUGCUCCGCUGCGUCCGGCUGGCCCUGCUGCCGGAGUCCUACCUGCUGAAGAACGUGGCGUCGGAGGAGCUGGUGAUGAGCCACAAAGUGGGCCGGGAGAUCGUGGAGGACGCGGUCCGCUGCAAGAUGAGGAUCCUGCAGAACGACGGCGUGGUCACGGGCUUCUGCGCCCGGCCCCGCAAGGUGAGCCAGGCCCUCCUGCUGCUGGGCGGCCAGACCUUCAUGUGCGACAAGGUCUACAUGAUCGACCACAAGACUAAGGAGAUCACGCCCAAGACGGACAUCCCCAGCCCCCGAAUGGAGUGCAGCGCCUGCGCCAUCGGCUGCAAGGUCUACGUCACGGGCGGCCGGGGGUCCGAGAACGGGGCCUCCAAGGACGUGUGGGUGUACGACACCCUGCACGACGAGUGGUCCAAGGCCGCGCCCAUGCUGGUGGCCCGCUUCGGUCACGGUUCGGCCGAGCUCGACCACAUCCUCUACGUCGUGGGCGGGCACACCUCCCUGGCCGGCUCCUUCCCAGCCUCCCCGUCGGUGUCGCUCAAACAAGUCGAGCAGUACGACCCGCAGACCAACAAGUGGACCCUGGUGGCGCCUCUGCGGGAAGGGGUGAGCAACGCUGCCGUGGUCGGGGCCAAAAACAAGCUUUUCGCCUUUGGGGGCACCAGCGUCAACCGGGACAAGUUUCCCAAGGUCCAGUGUUUCGACCCGUGCCAGAACCGGUGGUCGGUGCCCGCGGUGUGCCCCCAGCUCUGGCGCUACACGGCAGCGGCAGUGGUGGGCAACCACGUGGUGGUGAUUGGUGGAGACACGGAGUUCUCCGCCAGCUCGGCCUACCGCUUCAACAGCGAGACCUACCAGUGGUCCAAAUUCGGUGACGUCACCGCGAAGAGGAUCAGCUGCCACGCGGUGGCAUCCGGGAACCGGCUGUACGUGGUGGGGGGCUACUUUGGGGCCCAGAGAUGUAAAACGCUGGACUGUUAUGACCCCUCCACAGACACUUGGGACAGCAUCACCAGUGUGCCGUACUCUUUAAUUCCCACUGCAUUCGUCAGCACCUGGAAGUAUCUGUCUGCCUAAACAGGGAGGGCAGCAUACAGUUGAUGAGCAGCCUAGUCUGGAAUGCGGGUGUGUGUCUCCCCUGGUCGGUUGCGGAAUGCUGUGGGGUGGAGAAUUGGGGGGGGCGGGGGUUUUGGGGGGGGGGGGGUUAGGGUGAAAGAAAGAUGGAAAAUCCUCCACAGCAGUUGGAAUCACAAGGACCUCUCGCUCCGACCGGAUCAGCAUGGCAAGAAGGGACCCGAGGUCGUGGAAUCGAACCGUGUAAACGGGUGUCACGCCCGUCUCCUGUCCCGCCCCCCCCCGACCCGCCUGCCCCCCCCGCCCCCUGCCUCCUCGCUACCGGAGGACGGCUCGGUCGCGGCGCUCCGAGUGGGGACUGCAACGCAGAAGGGAAAGGGCACGUAACCAUGGCUGCGAUGCAGAUAGCGCAGCUGGGCUCUGAUUGGGCCCGGUCACAGUCCUGUGUGCAGCGGCUAACUGGGCCCUAUUGGGACUGCUGUAGAGGUGUAGAGCCCCAGCUUGUGGAGCCAUUUUGUGUGCUCUCGUGCAUUUCAAGUGGAGAAUUCUACUUGCAGUAUCUGCACAACGGACCCCGAAAUUGCCUGCAAGUUACUGAAAUGAAAUGCCACCGUUUGAAGAAGAAAAAAAAAAACUAACCGUUUACAUUUGUCUGUUGAAAGUUUUUGAGACAUGUUUUCUUUUAGUCUCCAGUAACCCCAAGAGUUGGUCGGGACGUCGUGUUACUCUUAAAUCAUGAGUACGGCUCACACUUAUGCAUUUGGAAGCCGUAUUCAGGAAGUAGAUAGUUUUGUACACAAAAACAUGUCCUGGAUAUUUUUAGUUCUGGAGUCGUGUUGCCUUCAAUUUUGGUUAUCUAAAUUUGUAUCUUCUUUCUGUACUUAAAUAGCUAUGCAGAGAAUGUGACUUAUGAAUGAAGAUGCUUUUUCCACACUGUAAGAGUUUCUGUGUGUAUGUCUGAUGUAUCUGUGCACUGUUUUAACACGUUGUGUAUGUGUGUAUUCUCAGGGGUUUGUUUGUUUGUUUGUUUGUUUAUCACAGUCCUAAUGUAGCUUUCCUCUGCCCGUUCACAUUCAAGCAGAAUAGGAUUUUUCGGGAUUAGGAUUGUGCUAAAUGUCUUUUUCAUGUCUUUAAUUCACCUGCUGCAGAGAAACUAAAUAGCUUUUCUCCUUUUUUCUGGCAAAGCCUCGGCAGUGGAUCCAGAUUUCUAUAUUUUUGCUUUAAAUGUUUUUUUUUAAGGUUUUGUUGUCUAAUGGCUUUUGAUUUGCACAUAAUUUAGAUUUUUUUACACUUUGUCUUAAUUAUGUUUACUGUUGUUUCUGUGAGAAUGUUGAAUGACUUGGCAGGAGAAUCGUAGCAUGUUUUUGAGUACAUUAUGUGCUUUUUCUGAGACCCUUAUAGAAUAACAACCACAUACUCAAAGGGGUCAGAACUGUGGAUGAAACCAAUGUUACCACGUCAUAAGCUUUUUUUGAUGUUAGUUGAUGUUGUAGGUACGUGAUGAUGAAAAUGUUUGAGAAAUGACUUUUUGUAACAAUAAAUUAACUCUUUAAAAAGAAUACAAAUAA
This is a messenger RNA of Anguilla rostrata (American eel), 3610 nucleotides long. It is a transcript of the gene enc3, whose product is annotated as ectodermal-neural cortex 3. The record is from RefSeq and is a predicted model, not a curated record. Gene Ontology annotation, molecular function: protein binding. The transcript has 3 exons. Bases 276 to 2045 code for a protein of 589 amino acids. NCBI's taxonomy places the organism in Eukaryota, Metazoa, Chordata, Actinopteri, Anguilliformes, Anguillidae.